UACCUCUGCACCACAAGCCUCAACAGAGCCAAGCCUCCUUCUUCUUCUUCAUCUUCCCCUGUUUCCUCUGUUCCUUCCAUAGCUCCAUUUCCAAUCUCUUCCCCCCCCCCUCCCCUUCAAAGCUAGUAACCAUGCUGCUCAGAGCUGCCCCAGCCUUCUCUCUCUUGUCUUUACAUGGCGGUGAUGCCCUGCCGGUCGCCUCGUCCUUUCCCUCUUCCUCUUCUUACUCGAACUCUUCGGUCCUCCGGUUUCAGCCCGCGAAGCACAGGGUCGGUCCUGUGGCCUGCGUGACGAAGGCUGCGAACAACAGCGUCCUGUCGGGGGUGAUCUUUGAGCCGUUUGAGGAGUUGAAGAGGGAGCUUGACCUCGUGCCCACCGUCCCGCAGGUCUCUCUCGCUCGGCAGAGGUACUCGGACGAGUGCGAGGCCGCCAUUAAUGGGCAGAUCAAUGUGGAGUACAAUGUCUCAUAUGUGUACCAUGCCAUGUACGCCUACUUCGAUCGGGAUAAUGUCGCCCUCAAGGGUCUUGCUAAAUUUUUCAAGGAGUCGAGCGAUGAAGAGAGAGAGCAUGCUGAGAAACUGAUGGAGUAUCAGAACAAAAGGGGUGGGAGAGUGAAGCUCCAGUCCAUCGUGAUGCCUCAUUCGGAGUUUGAUCAUGCAGAUAAGGGGGAUGCUUUACAUGCAAUGGAGCUUGCGCUGUCUCUCGAGAAGCUGACGAAUGAAAAACUGCUGGGCUUACACAGAGUGGCUGAUAGGAACCACGAUCCGCAAAUGAUGGAUUUCAUCGAGAGUGAAUACUUGGCUGAGCAAGUGGAGGCGAUCAAGAAGAUCUCGGAAUAUGUUGCUCAACUUAGGAGAGUUGGCAAAGGACAUGGAGUCUGGCACUUUGAUCAGAUGCUCCUCCAUGGAGAAGAGGUCGCUGCUUAAGCUUCCCGUGGAAUAUGCUCUUCGGUCCUCCGUUACUUAGUAGCCUGUUCCAUCGUUUUAGGAUGCCGAGUUGAUAUGAUAUCGUCUCUCUGAAGAAAGUUUUCUGUUUUUGUAGUGAAAGAAAUAUUUGCAAUCAUUUAAACUUUUGCUAUAACAAUAACGUGGAUGUUGGACAAUCGGGCUUUUAUGUGUCGAUGGAGGACAAAUUCGAACG
Molecule: messenger RNA, 1140 nt
Organism: Punica granatum (pomegranate)
Lineage: Eukaryota; Viridiplantae; Streptophyta; Magnoliopsida; Myrtales; Lythraceae
Source: RefSeq, a predicted model, not a curated record